Messenger RNA from Neltuma alba, 1076 nucleotides. Its product is annotated as protein RER1B-like. The transcript is spliced from 4 exons. NCBI's taxonomy places the organism in Eukaryota, Viridiplantae, Streptophyta, Magnoliopsida, Fabales, Fabaceae. Gene Ontology annotation, cellular component: Golgi membrane. Gene Ontology annotation, biological process: protein retention in ER lumen; retrograde vesicle-mediated transport, Golgi to endoplasmic reticulum. Bases 240 to 791 code for a protein of 183 amino acids. The record is from RefSeq and is a predicted model, not a curated record.
AUCUAAAAUCUUACCGAAAUCUUAUUUGUUUAUUUCCCCUGUUGUAAGAUGUAAACUUCAUCAUGAUUCGUCUUACCAGUGGAUUUGAUGAAAUUGAUUGAUGAUUGUAGGGCUUACAUAAAAUUGAACCCUGUUUCGAACGCAGAAGGCUGUAAACUUGUCGGUGGUGUUCAAGCUUACUCGGCUAUACUUCUGGCUGAAUCGUUGAGAAAAUCUGGAGCUUACAAGACUAGCUUUUCAUGGAAGGAGCUGGAAGCGAUAUCCCCUCCGUUGUCGCACCUCUUGCUCAAUGGAGGAAUGAUUUUUCUAGGGCGUUUCAGUACUAUUUGGAUCGUUCGACUCCUCACACAGUUCAGAGGUGGCUGGGAACUCUUGUUGUGGCCGCUAUUUAUGUAUUAAGGGUUUACUACGUUCGGGGGUUCUACAUUGUGUCCUAUGGCCUAGGCAUCUAUAUACUGAAUCUGUUGAUUGGUUUUAUGUCGCCCAAAGUUGAUCCUGAGCUCGAAGUUUUGGACGGGGCUUCAUUGCCUACUAAGGACUCAGAUGAGUUUAAGCCAUUUGUUCGUCGCCUUCCUGAGUUCAAGUUCUGGUAUGCCAUAACGAAGGCUUUCUGCAUUGGCUUUCUUAUGACAUUCAUAUCUGUGCUUGAUGUCCCUGUUUUCUGGCCCAUACUUCUCUGCUAUUGGGUUGUCCUCUUCAUCCUCACAAUGAAGCGCCAAAUUAUGCACAUGGUUAAGUACAAGUAUGUCCCUUUCAGCAUCGGAAAGCAGAGGUACUCAGGGAAGAAGUGAGCCAUUUCUAGGGACUGAAACUUUGAAGCUCCGUAUGUCCGGACAGGAAAUCACAGUUUAGGUUGUGGGUCUUUAGAAGUUUUAGUAUAUAUGUAGGUCAAUCAUUCGUAAGAAGUAAUAGAUGGUUUGUUAAUUGAUGGACUCUGAAUUGUGAUUCCAAGACUUACUUUUUGAAAGACUUAUCUGCCUAUGUUUCUUUGUGUGUCCAAAUAUCCUGGCUGUGUCUUGAUUGAGAAGGGAGUUAUGAAGUUCAAGCUUUUGGACUUGUAUAGGGUUUGGAUAUUG